Brassica oleracea var. oleracea is the source of this 526-nucleotide messenger RNA. RefSeq lists its product as uncharacterized. The transcript has a single exon. Bases 91 to 372 code for a protein of 93 amino acids. Lineage: Eukaryota; Viridiplantae; Streptophyta; Magnoliopsida; Brassicales; Brassicaceae. The record is from RefSeq and is a predicted model, not a curated record.
UUGACUCGACUUGGAAAAACUCUCCAUCGUUCUCUCGUCUCUCUCUUCAAGAGAAAGAGAACAAAAAAAAAAUAAAAAGAUCUUCAAAGAAUGGGAAAGUACGGGGAGAUGUUGGAUCUAGGCGUGAGAAUAGUGGCGAGGUUUCAUUCUCACUGUCCUCAGACGGCGCGUCUCUAUUACCAUCCUCCUUCCGACGGCCACCACCAUCGCGGCGUCACUGAUUUAAUCGGAGGUGGUGUAACGGGUGGGUCGGGUCAAGAUUCGAAGGGGUUAGUUGGUGGGUUAGGAACCGGAACUGCUGCUGGUUGCGGUGUCAAGUCUUCUCAAGUGUAUGAAGACGCCAGAGAUCUCUUGUUAUUCUCUGUUGUUUGAUUGAUUUGUCAACAAAAAAAAUCAUAUUCUUUUGGUUACUUUAUUGAUUGAGAAAACUGUUCUUGUGAGGUUUUGUGAUACAUUUAAACAAUCUUUGGAUUCCAAAACUAUUGGAUGUUGAUGAUAAUUUGAUUAAUAUUUUUUGUUAGCUCUA